This is a messenger RNA of Daphnia carinata, 5438 nucleotides long. It is a transcript of the gene smash, whose product is annotated as serine-rich adhesin for platelets-like. Gene Ontology annotation, cellular component: stress fiber. Gene Ontology annotation, molecular function: myosin II head/neck binding. The record is from RefSeq and is a predicted model, not a curated record. The transcript has 15 exons. Gene Ontology annotation, biological process: positive regulation of stress fiber assembly; regulation of focal adhesion assembly. The coding region runs from base 660 to 5420 and encodes 1586 amino acids. NCBI's taxonomy places the organism in Eukaryota, Metazoa, Arthropoda, Branchiopoda, Diplostraca, Daphniidae.
UUCGAUUGGACGGUGCGUGAGCGAUUCUUCUCUUCGCGUCCAACAAAACAAGCAGACACAACAACGAAACUUGGAAAGAACGUUAAAACAUAUCGAUCGUGUCCCCCUUAUUUUUCUGUGUUUGCACGUGCUUUUCGCGUUUUCAGUGUGGCAAUGUGAACUCGUUGGCUGUCGGUUCGUUUUUUUUUUCUUGUUCCUCGUCAAAGGGAUACACAUUUUUUUUUUUUGGAAACCAGUGAAAGAAAUGAUGUGGAAUGUUCCAGUGCCUGCCUCUGCCUAGCACAAACGCACCUAGUUGAUUACAAUACACUCAACAUCAUCACAGUCCAUUGACCGUCAGCAGAACGGGCUAACCACCAAGGUUUUGCGUCGUUGCAGCCUGCUUGCUCGUCGAUGAGUUGCAACAGCGGCCGCCGAUGGUGAGAUAAGAGAAAGAAAGAAAGAGAAGAGUGAAGAAAAGGAGACGCCGACGGUGUGUGUGUGUGUGUGUGUGUGUGACGGACGUGGCAUCAACGAACGACUCUAUUCCUAACUGUUGUCAAGUCCAUGCGUGAUUGACAUUCUGGCCGUCUCUCUCCUCCCAGUUUUCUCUUCAUUUUCUAGCCGACUAGCGGAAACUAAAGAAGAAGAAGAAGAAGAAGAAGAAAACAAUUAACGACAUGCCUGGAACAGUGGACGAUGUGUGUGUGUCUCCCACGCCGACGGUUCUAAGCUCUUGUUCCACGUCUGGCGGCGGUGGUGGUGGUGGUGGUGGUGGUGGUGGUGGUGUUGGUGGUAUUGGCAACAGCAACAGCAACAGCAACAGCAACAGCAACAGCAACAGCAACAGCAACAGCAGCAGCAACAGCAGCAGCAACAGCAGCAGCAGCGCAGUGGGCGAUGUUCACCUGUCUCCUGCUCCUGCUCCUGCUCGUGCGUGUUCGUCUUCCAGCUUGUCUUCGUCGCCCAAUCAGCAUCAGCUCGCAUCCGAGUCGCAAGCCAAUCGCGAAUUCAAAGACUUUAACGGCAUCCGCACGUGGAGCUCUCGCAACAGCAACUCGCGUUCGAGCAGCGCGCUGGACAGGCGCAGCGAGUCGAGCGAGAGUCUGGACAACCACUCGUCAUGCAGCGCCAAUGGCGGCCGACAGAUGCACGACUUUUUCGGGUCGUCCGAGUACAUCCCGACGCGCUCGACGAAAACGGCGCCCAAAGUGGCCUACAAUCCGAUGCAAUUCGUGAAAACGGGGCCGACGAAAUUGGCGCAAACGGCGCACGAGCAACUCAAAAAAGCCGAGCAAGUGAAGAAAGUGCGCGAGACGAAGAAAGACGACGCCGAAGAUUGGCAAUCGAAUUUGGAAGGAUGGAAAUCCAGCCGGCGGAAGAGGCAAGAGCACGUCAUCGAGCGAGUCACAGAGGUGAAACGGAUGGAACAGGAAGAAGCGCUCAAAGCGUCGGAAGCGGCCACCAAACGUCUGAUGGGCAUUCGGGAGAAACGAGGCAAAUUGUCGGCUUUGUACUCGGUCGAGGACAACGACGAAAUCGAAUUUCAAACGGCCGUCACGGCGUCGGCCACCGUCGACUCCUCUCCCGAUUCGUCCGUUUUCGACGCAGACGAACACUCGAUUUCUCAGGCGCAUUCGGCUGCAGAAAAGGAGGCGGCGUCGAUCACGACGGCACCCGCUGACCUGACGAGGCCACCACCACCGGCACGCCAAUACACGUACGAGAAAUCCAUCGAAGAUUACGUCAAAUACUCGACGUCGGUCCUGUCGAAACAGCAACAGGAAACGACGAGCGUUGGCGCUGCCAGCCGCAAGAUCGAAACGACCACAUGGACCAAAUCCAGUUCGCAUGUUGCCAUCAGGACGGAGGAGAAGGAGGAGCAAGAGCAAGAGGAGCAGGAGCAGGAGCAGGAGCAGGAAGUGGCAGUGAAACGACAGGAGGUCACGAAGGUGGACGAGCGACAACCCGCCGAGGCGAACGACAGGAACAACAAGAUGGCCGUGUCGGAUAACGCCGAUGUGCUGGUGGUGAAACGACGCUCCGUGUUUGAACGAGAACAUUCGGCCGGCGUGUCGCGCGAGCCAGCCGAUAAGGCCAGCGCGAACGCGGCCACCAAUCGCAGGUCGGGCGAAUUCUCGUCCACCUUCAAGAACCGAUUGUCGACGUUCGAGUUGACGGAAGCGGCCACGGCCACCAACGCGACGGCGGCCGCACCCAGUCGCGUCACGCCAGACCGCCAUCCGCAUGUCAAGAACAAAUUGGCCGCCUUUCAUAAGGCGGCCGAGCCCACAACUGGCCCUGCACCUACCGCCAACAUGCCUCCACUAUCAGCAGCAGCAUCAACAACAACAACAACAACAACAGAGAUGGAAGAGAAACCCAAUUUCAAAGCGAAAUUGGCCGCCUUCCGGCAAGUGGAGGAGAAGGCGUCGGCCAAAGGCAUGCCGGCCACCAAGAUGAACAAACCGGCCAUUACGGCCGCCAAGCCGGUCAUUGCGGCUCCAGCGAAAGCGACGCCGCCAAUGCGCACGCUGCCGCAGCCAAGCGCAGCCCAGCCAUGCGCAGCCCAGCCAAGCGCAGCCCAGCCAAGCGCAGCCCAGCCAAGCGCAGCCCAGCCAAGCGCAGCCCAGCCAUCGCCGUCGCUGCCAUCGCCGCCUCUGCCUCCGCCACCGACGCCACCCACGACGACGACGCAAGAAGAAGAAACGUCACGUCGCAAGGUGGAAAAGAUGGCGGCUAUCCAUCCGGAGCCGAUUUACGCCAACUCGUCGGUGGCCAUGUCCGGCUCGUCGUCGUCGUCGUCGUCGUCGUCGUUGUUGUUGUUGUCUUCGGGACACGAGCGAGUCGAAUCGCAAGCGCUUUACGCUUCAGCCCGUCACGGCGGUGCGCACCCGCAUUUCGGGCCGGCCGGCGGAGGCGACGCCGAAUCCUAUUCGGACUGCACGGAAGAUGAAGGCAUCCGCUCGUUGUCGCCUCACGGUGGCACGCCCUCGCCCACUUCGCCCACGCCCACGCCCACGCCGACGCAGACUCUCGACGACGAGCCAUUGCCUCCGCCGCUUCCCUCGCAUCCGCCCAUUGGAUAUUCUCCGUACAGCUUCCAGCAACGGCAAAUGGAACGCGAGGCCGACAUUGCCGAAUCGUCUUCACCUUGCGGCUCAUCUGGGCCACCUCAAACGGCGUGGCUGCCUCCAGCGGAGGUGACUCGACGAGAACAUGAACGCACUGGUGGAAUGGAACCGGCCGGCAUACGCCAAGAAUUGCGCAAACGUCGCUCGGAUUUCCUCGGCUUCGAUGUCAAUGCCAUGGAAGACGAUGCCAAAGAACUGGCGGACGCGAUCCCUCCGCCGCCCGACUUGAAAACGCUUUUGCGCAACUCGGCCACCGAUUACAGGGCGUGUGAAUUCGGCCUGGCCGAAUGGCAACCACCGCGCGAGGAAGAGCUGGCCCGUAAAGAGCGCGAAAUCAUCGAAACGCUGGAAAAGGAGGAAAAGGAACGAUCGGCUUCGGUCGCCGCCGCCGCCUCCUCCUCCUCCUCCAGCAGCGGCGGCCUUCACAACACGAGCGUCGCCUCCGACAACGGACACGGCGUCGAGUACGAAAUGACGGCCGAAAUCGAUCAGCUGGCCCGCGAGUGGCAGACGGGCUCGAGCGUGCGCGGCAGGAUGUCGUCGUCCAAGUUGCAGUCGCCGCCGCCGCCGCCGCCGCCGCAAGAGCAAAUGCCUUUCCUCCGGCCGGAAGGAGAAGCGAAGCAACAACUGUUGCACGUCGACGUCAGUCAUGCAACCAAUCGCCAACAGAUGGCGCAGCAGUCGACGCUCGUUUCGCCCUCUUCCUCGUCGUCGUCGUCGUCGGUUGCCAGCGGACGGGUGCAAGUCGACACCACCAAGUUGGGCUCUUGCUCGACGUCUGCUCAGCUAACGCCACAACAACAACAACAACAACAACAGUCGCAGUUGUCUCCGCCUAAACCGAGCCGCUUGAGCGCCGCACCCAAACCGAAACUGCACGACGGCGAAGCGUGGAUGGCCAAGCGCAAAGUGGCUUCCGAAGGAGGAGGAGGUGCAGCCGGACGCAAGGACGUUUCGCGCCAUUGGCUCAUCCAGGAAGCGGAACAGAGGCGCAUCGACGCCAUGCAGGAACGCAAUUACUCGCCGUCGUCUUCGGCCUCGUCUUCGUUGCAGUUCACGCCGCCCGUCCGUUCGUCCCUUCAGCCGUCGUCCACUCAGAACCAGCAAUCGAAUUCGCUGCCAGCCCCCGCCCUGGUCCAACAGCCGUCGUCCGUCAGCAACAACAGUUUCAACAACAACAACCACAGCAGCAGCAGCAACAACAUCAACAACAACAACAACAACAACGUUGGCACCAACGGCUUGAUGGCUGGCAUCUCAGACGGCAGUCACUGGAUGUCGCGCUCCUCUUCCUCGACGUCGGUCGACAAGAUGUCGGACUUGCGCAUGUUGGGCGCCACCGGCAAAGGCAUGGAUCACUCGUUCCGCUCCACGUCCAGCCUCGGCUCGUCGCCUACACCCCGCCCGCUCUACGUCAAUCAGGAGGAGAUUUUGGAGUACGCCGAUUUCACGGGCGCGCCGCACACGGCGCCACCUGUCUGGCAGGUGCGCUCGCUCGUCUCGUCCGGCUCGAUGGAUCAACUGCCCAGCAUCCACCAGCACCACCACCAGCACCACCAACACCACCACCACCACCACCUUCACGGCGGUGGUGCGCCAUUUGCGCCGUCCAGGCCGGCCAAGAGCCAAUCGCAGACGCUGCCGCUGAUGUCGUCUGCUUCCUGCUCGUCCAUGCAGCAAUUCAGCGGCAGUGCGGCCCAGACGCAGCCGUCCUGGCGAUCCACCCAUCCGCCAGAGACGGAAAAGGAGCCCAUCGCCCCUCUUCCUCAUUCGGUGAUUACGACGCUGACGCAGAGGAUGACGCAACGGAACAACAAUAAUAACAACAAUGCCAAUUACGGCGAUUACAUGAACGUCCAGGAAGCGACGAAAGCUCAACAACAACAACAACAACAACAGUCGGCUGUCGUAUCGACAACGCGAGCUGGACCGCAAGUGCCGGCUCACAAACCGGCCAAUUACAGACACCCGUCCGUGGUGGGACCCAGUCAUUCAGCUCCCGUUCACUCUUCCACCGUGAGUAGCAUCAGCGUCCACCAGUCGCUGCAGCAGAACAACAACGACCGUAUGCUCAGCGUCAGCGGCAAGAAAAAGUGCUCCCUCUGCCAAGAGGAAUUGGGUCGAGGCGCGGCCAUGAUCAUCGAAAGUCUACGUCUCUUUUAUCACAUCAACUGCUUUCGUUGCUGCGUCUGUGGCAUUGCGCUGGGCAACGGCACGGCCGGCACCGACGUCCGAGUUCGUAACAACAACCUGCACUGUCACGAUUGCUACUCUAACGACGACGGUCUCAAGUUCAGCAAAGUGUGAGCAGCGGCGUCAAUACUU